UCUAUUCGGAAACCAGAGUCGAACAUCAUCAGUUCUGUUCUGAAUGUCGAGAUUACGGCAGAUGUAGUGCGAACGAUGCGACCCUGACCGUGGCAGUGAUCUCGCGAUAAACUCGCGACAACGAACAACGCCAUAAGAGUAGUGAAGCAGUAUUUCAGGAUGAUGCCUGUGAGCUGCAUUGUUCUGUCGUUGGCUCUCGUUUUCGGCGGCACUGUUGAAGGCUUCAAUUUCCCAGCCGGGGAGCGGAUUUCGGUGCAGAAAUGUCACGAAUACCGCAAACUGACGGUGAAAACAUCGACGCUCAUCACACUGUCGCUUCGGCCGAUGUCAAUAGUUUACGAGGAUUACAAAUGUCCGAAUGUGGUAGAUCUAAUCGUUGGUGGUGUAGCCGCCCGAAGAGGCGAGUUUCCUCACCAGGCACUGCUGGGCUAUCCUGGGGAAGAAGAUCCGCGAAGUGUUGAGUUUAAAUGUGGCGGAUCCCUAAUAAGUGAACGGUUCGUACUAACGGCUGCGCACUGCUCGUCCGCGGCCAAACCGACCAUUGUUCGACUGGGGGAAAGUGAUUUACGCUAUGAUGAUGACGAUCAGGUGGAUUUUGAUAUCGAGAGUUUCAUUCGACAUCCGGAGUAUACACCUCGGCGAGCGUACCACGAUAUCGCCCUCGUGAAAAUGGUCCAGGAUGUACUCUUCACCAAACUGAUCAGACCAGCCUGCCUAUGGACGGGACAUGGCCUGAAUAUAACCACUGCCUAUGCGACUGGUUUUGGAAGGACAGAAUUCGCUGGUGCAACAUCCGACAUUUUGAUGAAAGUCCAACUGGAUAUUCUGGACCAGUCGGAAUGUAGUUCUUUCGCGACCAGCAGAAAAUUCAAUCGUGGGGUUAUCGAGGAACAGAUAUGCGUUGGUAGUCGUGAGGGGGGCAAAGAUACGUGCCAAGGUGACUCAGGAGGUCCGCUGGAGACGGUGACCGAUCAGAAAGGAUGUAUGUUUCACAUACUGGGAAUUACGUCCACGGGUGCGGCAUGCGGCUACGGGAAAUCCCCGUCCAUUUACACUCGAGUGGCGAGCUACAUCGACUGGAUUGAGUCACUGGUUUGGAGUUCGAGUUGAGUGAAGCGUAACACUGGUUAUUCUAAUGUAUGCAAUAUUUAGGAUCUAUUUAUUAAAGCAGUUAAAAUUCUGCGGCACUAUUUCUGCUAGGUUCACGAACCAAAAGAAACGCAAAAUG
Malaya genurostris is the source of this 1228-nucleotide messenger RNA. RefSeq names its product serine protease snake-like. Gene Ontology annotation, molecular function: serine-type endopeptidase activity. Gene Ontology annotation, biological process: proteolysis. The transcript has 4 exons. NCBI's taxonomy places the organism in Eukaryota, Metazoa, Arthropoda, Insecta, Diptera, Culicidae. The coding region runs from base 160 to 1110 and encodes 316 amino acids. The record is from RefSeq and is a predicted model, not a curated record.